Messenger RNA from Cucumis melo (muskmelon), 3405 nucleotides. Its product is annotated as ubiquitin carboxyl-terminal hydrolase 8. Gene Ontology annotation, biological process: protein deubiquitination. The transcript has 13 exons. Gene Ontology annotation, molecular function: cysteine-type deubiquitinase activity. Lineage: Eukaryota; Viridiplantae; Streptophyta; Magnoliopsida; Cucurbitales; Cucurbitaceae. The record is from RefSeq and is a predicted model, not a curated record. The coding region runs from base 192 to 2828 and encodes 878 amino acids.
UUCCCCUCCUUCUCCUCCUCCUCCAAUCCUCUUCACACAAAAGCUCCACUUGUUUCUCUUCAAAUCCGCCAUUUUCUCUUCCUCUGUCUGUCUCUCUCUCUCUCUCUCUCUCUCUCUCUUCCUCUCUCUCUCUGCAAUGAUCUACCUCUCCACAACUAGUUUCUGAACUCUCCUCUUCAACCUUCUUUGCCAUGGCCGCUUUGUCUGAAGAUCUCUCUUCAUCCUCCUUGCAUCUCGACUCAGAUACCGAUCAGCGAGUCUACUUCGUUCCAUACAGGUGGUGGAAGGAUGCGCAGGAUUCUUUAACUGGUGAUGCUGAUGGGAAGAGAGGGCUUCCGUUCUUGGCAUCGCCGGGUUCGUCGUAUGCUGGACCAUUGAAGAUCAUUAACAGUAUUUUCAGCUCGGAUCUUGUGUUUAAUUUGAGAAGAGAGGAGGAUUCUUCGCAGAAUAGUGAAAAUGGUGAAGUGGGCAUUUCAGGGAGGGACUACGCGUUGGUGUCUGGAGAAAUGUGGGUGGAGGCACUUAAAUGGCAUAGUGAUUCCAAGUCUUCAACGAGGAAUGGUGGUAGCUUUUCCGUUGCAGAAGAUAAUAUAGCAGAUGUUUAUCCUUUGCAACUAAGGCUUUCUAUUCAACGGGAGGCAAAUUUAUUGGGAGUGAGAAUAAGCAAAAAGGAUAAUGUAGUCGAGUUAUUUAGGAGAGCAUGCAAACUCUUCAAUGUCGAAUCGGAGUUGUUGCGAAUAUGGGACUUCUCGGGCCAUACAAUUUCCCUUUUUAGUAUCAGUAAUAAGCAACGACAAUCAGAUCAAGAGGUUCUACUUGAAUUGCAAGUUUAUGGAUUGUCAGAUUUCAUAAAGUGCAAAGAAGGGAAAAAGGAUGAAUUGGCAAAUUCUAUCCUUGGAAAUUCAUCUGCUAAUUCACUUGUGAUGAAUGGUGCUUCUGGAACUGGGAGUGCUAGCUGCUUCCGUGUAAAUUCUUCAGUUUUUUCUGGAAGCUCUCGUGAAGCUGGUUCUUUAGGAUUGACUGGCUUGCAAAAUCUUGGGAACACCUGUUUCAUGAACAGUGCUCUGCAGUGCUUAGUGCACACUCCGAAACUUGUUGACUACUUUCUUGGUGACUAUGGUAGAGAAAUAAACCAUGACAACCCAUUGGGCAUGAAUGGGGAGAUUGCUUUGGCAUUUGGAGAUAUGUUGAGGAAAUUAUGGGCGCCUGGCGCAAGUCCUGUGGCACCAAGAACGUUCAAGUCUAAGCUUGCUAGAUUUGCUCCUCAAUUCAGUGGAUGCAAUCAACAUGAUUCACAAGAGCUCCUUGCCUUUUUGUUGGACGGACUUCACGAGGAUCUCAAUCGUGUGAAAAAGAAGCCUUAUGUAGAAGCCAAGGAUGGAGAUGGGCGAUCUGACAAUGAAGUAGCAGAUGAAUAUUGGCAAAACCAUUUGGCUCGCAAUGACUCCAUCAUUGUUGAUGUGUGCCAAGGUCAAUAUAAGUCAACAUUAGUUUGUCCCAUUUGCAAAAAGGUCUCUACUACCUUUGAUCCAUUCAUGUAUUUGUCACUGCCUCUACCUUCAACGACAAUGCGAACAAUGACUUUAACAGUUGUGAGCACUGGUGGAAGUACUCCAGCUCCAUAUACCGUUACAGUUCCCAAGUCCGGAAAAUGGGAAGACCUAAUAAAAGCCCUUAGUACUGCAUGCUCUCUAAAAGCCGAUGAGACUUUAUUGGUUGCUGAGGUAUACAACAACCGCAUCAUACGGUAUCUCGAGGAGCCAGCUGAUUCUUUGUCCUUGAUAAGAGAUGGUGACAGAUUGGUUGCUUAUCGCUUAGCAAAAGAUGAGGAACAAAUUCCCUUGGCUGUGUUCAUGCAUCAAAGGGUUGAGGAGCAGUACAUCAAUGGGAAACGUACUACAAGUCUUAAGGCAUUUGGAUUUCCUCUCGUGGCUAAGCUGCCUGGUGGCUUUAAUGGAUCUGAUAUCAAAGACAUAUACAAAAAGUUGCUCAGACCCUUCCAGGUUUCUGCACAAGAUGCUUUGGAAGAAAACCAUACCUCUGAUGUUGAUGCAACGGAGAAAACCAAGGAGGUGGAGAAUGUAACUAGUUCCACAUCGGCUUGUGUAAUUGAUCCCUUAACAAUCGAAGAUGGAGUUAAUUGUAAUUCACCAUCAGACGCUGAUUUACAAUUUUACACUACAGACGAUAAGGGAAUUAUUAGGGGCUCUGAAAUUCAAGUUGGUGAAUUUGUAGUGGGGUCGGAAAAGAGCAAGCGGUUAUAUGUGCUCGUGUCCUGGCCGCAAAAGCAGAUUGAGGGUUAUGACACUCACCUUCUUACCUCUUUACCUGAGGUUUUCAAAUCCAGCUUUUUUGCAAAGAGACCCCAAGAAUCUGUUUCUCUAUACAAGUGCCUUGAAGCUUUUUUGCAGGAGGAGCCUCUUGGUCCCGAAGACAUGUGGUAUUGUCCUAGCUGCAAAAAACACUGUCAAGCCAGUAAAAAGUUAGAUCUUUGGAGAUUACCGGAAAUUUUAGUUAUUCAUUUGAAGAGGUUCUCAUAUAGCCGGUUCAUGAAGAACAAGCUAGAGGCAUACGUUGACUUUCCUGUUGAUGAUCUGGAUUUAUCAAUGUACAUCGCCUAUAAGAAUGGCCAGUCUUGUACUCGAUAUGUGCUUUAUGCAGUCAGCAAUCACUAUGGGAGCAUGGGAGGUGGCCAUUACACUGCAUUUGUCCAUCAAGGUGGCGACCAGUGGUACAACUUCGAUGAUAGCAAUGUUUAUCCCAUUGGCUUAGACAAGAUAAAAUCUUCCGCUGCAUAUGUUCUUUUCUACAGAAGAGUUGUAGUUUGAUAAACUUCCAAUUAGCCGAGUCAUGAUCAUUUCUCCAAAUUUGAUGCUAAUUAUCUCUUACCAUGAAGGUCAUCCGUCUCUCUCAAUCCAAGUUUAACCACACAAGUGGCUCUGAGUAUGGAACAGAGUUCUCAAACUUAAAGACGGUUCCGCACCGAUGCCAUCAUCUUCAUGCUUAUAUACCAGAGAUCACAGACAGGUCUUAGGGAUACUAAUUACAUUUAUUGGCAUUACAAUCUUUGAAGGAAAGGCAUUAGCGUACGAUUCAAGCCUAACUCUUUUGAAGAUUUUUAGGGGUUACCAACAAGUUAGGAUAUUGAUUUUUUUUUUCUUUCUAUAGGAAAUUCCUGAAUAUUUCAUUUUGGUUAAGAUUGAUGUGCUGUGAUUCUUUUGUUAGUACUAAUUGAUAGAUUUUGAUCCCAUUUUUUGUUCCCUAAAAUCAUUGUAUUAAUUUUAAACUGGGUUAGCGUGAGAUCCCCAAAACUAACAACGAGCACCUGCGCCGCCCGUGACAGCUAGUAAUGUGAUUCUUGAGGCAAUAUGAAUGAAUUAUCAUGAUAUUGGCUUUGAUAACAAA